AUGGACCUGGACCGAGGCAUCUCGACGUCCACGUCCGCAACAUCUGCAAUACCCUUUGACCAUCAGUCCCAACAACCCCAGUCAGUUUCCGAGGCUCCGGAUCACGUACAAUCCCACUCCAAGUCGGAAUCUCACGGCGCCUUCUCGCCCGGUCACCGUCCCAAGAAGUCUUCGACGACAUGCUCAACUUGUCGCUUUCGCAAAGUCCGUUGUAACGGCGCUCGCCCAGUCUGUUCCAACUGCCAAAGGCUUGGGUUCCCAUGCUCGUAUGACGACUCUGAUGCCGAUAACUGGUCCCUGGCCUUGCCGCGUCGCAGAGUCAAGCAGGCAUGUCUGAGUUGCCAUAGUCGCAAGGCCCGAUGUUCGGGCCACGUGCCCGCUUGUGAGCGAUGUCGCUCCCAGGGUAUUGAAUGCGUAUACCGCCCUGGGAAACGGGCCAAGGGCAUUGGUAGAGGCAGCUACGGCGAGGUUCGGAGCCCUCGUAGCCACGAUGGUGAUGACAAGGACAGGACAAAAGAUACGGAUCAUGACAAUCAUGAUGAUAGCGAAACACCUGUGACUGAUCCGGCAAACACACCAAGUACCUUUAACCACGACAUUCCCAGCAUCGACGAGUCUUUUGAUUCUCUGACUAGUCGCACCUUUGACCAAUUCUUCCGCCAUGUUCACCAUAUCCCCAUGUACUCAUUUUUGCAUCGCGCAUCACUCAUGGAGCAAUACAACGCUGGCAAAGUCGACAAAGCACUCUUGUUAGCCCUCAUCGGCAUCACAUCGUGUUUGACGGAUAUGGGCGCUGGCGUGCGUGAGUACGGUGACCGUUGUAUUGAUCGCGCAGAACACCUCAUUUUCUCCGAUUACUCACGGCCGUCAACAUUCAAAGUCCAGGCCCUAGUCUUCAUGAUCAAGCACAGAAUACUGUCCAACAAAUACCCUAGCGCAUUUAUGCUCCUGAGCAUGGCGUCGCGUUUCGCUGCAGCACUACGCCUGAACCACACCAGCCCCAAUCUGUGCUUCUUGGCCCAAGAGUCUCGAAGACGGUUGAUGUGGUCACUAUACUGCAUUGACACUGGUAUUUCAGCGGGGUACCGGGAUUUUGCGCUGUGGCGAACGGAUAGAAUCUUUGUCAGCUUGCCUUGCAACGAACGAAACUUCGAAUUUGAUCUACCACAGGCCGCCGAAAUGCUUGACCCUGCAAGCAACGGUCCUGAUAUACCGCCCCCGGAAGACGUUGGGAGUCUGGCACUCCAUAUCCGCAUCCUCCAUCUGCGCCAGAAGAUCAUCGAGUUCACCAAGGAUGUUCUUGUGGGCUGCACCAUCACCGAUACGCCAAGUCUGCAGGAUCCUGUCCUAGCACUGCACAAACAACUAGACGACUUUGCUGGCCGACUCCCGUCUUCGUUUCAGUUCUCCGAAAGCUCUCUCCGACUGCGAGCAUACUCUCCCAGGAUUUGUGUUUUUGUCAUGAUCCACGUCUGGUGGCACCAGUGCCAUUGCGAUCUAUAUCGUAUGACCAUGGCUGGAUUCAGAGAAGCCCUGCCCGAGGCCACAUUGCAGAAACUGGACCCAUCAUUUCUCGCUCACUGCCAACGCCAGUGCGUAGAUCACUCCCUAGCCAUGGCCAGCAUGUUUUCUUCCAUGCAAAAACUCGGGGCCAAACCCGUGGCUGACCUAGACCUGGCCCUUUGUGCCUAUCAAUGUGCUCGCAUGCUAAAAAAUGCGCUCCACGGCGGUGCCGAGAAGCUGGGGUUGACGGUCGAGGUGGUGACGGAAAAGGCCAAGGUUUGUCUGCAAACCAUCAAACAAUGCUGCAUGGGUCCGGCAGCAGGGGCCAUUCGAUCUGACCUGGAACGACUGAUCAGCCAGGGUCUUGGGUCAGACGUCUCCUCUCCACAAGACACCAUGGUCGACUCCAACCGGACCCACAGCGCUGGCACCGAUGCCCCAUCCAGACAUCCCGUCCUUCGAAAUAUCGAGGUGACAGAGGAACCGAGCGUAAUAUCGACAACGCAGACAGUGGCAGGUCGCACCGGUUCCCACCCCCCAGAAUCCUUCAUGGCUACGCCCGUAACGGCAGCCACCGCCAUGCCUAUGCAGACGUCGCUGUCCGUCCAGGAACUGGCCACCCCAAAUGCUUGGACUACUGGGCCAGCAUUUCCCAACAUGGCGGCAACUGUACAAGCCCACGCAGAGCCAGAACCAAUGGAUUUGACAAAUGCUUCCAAUAAGUCCGACAUUGGCGCAGGCGAACUAAACAGCGCCUACGAGGGAGCGCUGGAAAUUUUCGACCAAGACAACGGACUAGCUCACGCCAUGGGUGUCGAGUUGAACCCUUGGAGCUGGAGCAGUGAUUUGCAGUGGCCCGAUUUUCUGAGCAGCGGCGUGGGUGUGUGA
Metarhizium acridum CQMa 102 is the source of this 2391-nucleotide messenger RNA. RefSeq lists its product as uncharacterized. Gene Ontology annotation, cellular component: nucleus. Gene Ontology annotation, molecular function: DNA-binding transcription factor activity, RNA polymerase II-specific; zinc ion binding; DNA binding. The record is from RefSeq and is a predicted model, not a curated record. Lineage: Eukaryota; Fungi; Ascomycota; Sordariomycetes; Hypocreales; Clavicipitaceae. Gene Ontology annotation, biological process: DNA-templated transcription; regulation of DNA-templated transcription.